AAUAAUUCUUCGGUUAUGUAGGGGAGUGUUUGUUUCUGUGAUGCACGCUAUAAAUGUAAUGUGACACAUUCCUGCACGGAUAAAUUCUAACAGAACCUAUGAAUUACGCACCGGCGAUGAUAGACACGCUCGAGUCCUGGAGAUAUUUUUAUCCCUUAUUGAUGGUACUUAGCCAAGUCUACUAGACUUCAUUUGGAGUCCAUCAUUGGUGGGUUGAGAAUCUAGAAACCAAAGGGCUGUACGUCAAGACGUUAAAAGCUCCCGCAUAAAGUAUGCGAGACAUUUUUACAUUAUUUUCUACACGAGUGUGUUAAAGAGUGUAGUAAAUUAGCCCGCCCGACCAACUCGAACCAUCAGCUGGGAGGCAAGUUGCUCUUCGGUUAUUAGAUUGCAAUUUAUCGCUGCUACAGAUCUACGGAAGCAUUGGCUGAAAAGUGUUCCCAAUUGAUUGGUUCCUAGUUUCCGCAUUUGGGGUUUUGGAUUUAUUGAGAAGGUAAACACGGGUGAAUAGAUCCAUUACACAGAUACAAGCAGUGAGUACAAACGAAAUUUAUCGAACUCCCCAUUGAGACUUUAUCUGAACGUUAUAAAAGCGGUUUGAGAGCGGUCUCGCGGCGGCGAGUGCAUUAGAACCUGGACGCGGUCAAGAGAAGAACAAGCAAGGAAGAGAGACCUGGAAUUCUGCCGCAUUUGACCGCAUUUGAUUUCAUAAAAGAAACUGCAGCGUAAAUCAAGCAAUGGAAAACUUCACCAAUACGACCGGAGCGGCUGCAAACUGGGGAGCCGCGGAACCGGAGGCAUCGCAUGUUUUUCGACUCGUGCUUUACGCGGUUAUAUUCUCUUUAACAGUACUGGGGAAUAUCUUCGUUAUUGUGCUAGUUAUCAAGACGAGAGAGUUACACUCGGCGCGUCCCAAGUCAAAAGGCCGAUUCACGGUAAUAUUACCGGGACGAGACACUCUUUAUAACCCAGUGACGGGAUAUUUGAUAUGUAACCUGUCUAUUGCGGACUUGUGUGUUGGCUUGUUGUGUAUACCCUUCACUUUGACCUACGCGGAGCUUAAGUACUGGCCUUUCGGUCGAGUCAUGUGUAAGACGAUUCUCCCAGCGCAAGCUAUGGCUGUGAUGGCAUCUGUUGCAACCCUAUCUGCUAUCAGCUUCGAUCGCUUCCGGUCUAUAGCGUACCCAUACGAAGCCCGCAUCAGCGUUUCUAAGGUCAAGUUCAUUAUUGCGUCAGUGUGGGUGAUGGCGGGGGUCAUGGGCUUACCCCUCGUGGCUGUCUUGGAUGUGCGUCUUUUUCCUGGUUUUGGCAAACCCAUUUGUGACGAGUAUGGGUGGCCAAGUCCUCUCUAUAGAAGGAUUUAUUCCACGGCGACGUUUAUAGUCACGUACGCCGUGCCGUUACCCCUCAUGGCCACGUGGUACGCCAUAGUAGUCUACAAACUGGAGCAAGCGGCACACAAAGGGGAUGAUUCAGAAGGGUUCAGGGUGGCACAAGCUAAGGGGAAGGUGGUGCGCAUGCUCAUAGUGGUUGUUGCCGCUUACUUUGUGUGCUUUUUACCCUAUCAUGUGUCAAUGAUGUGGUUAGAGUUUGGCGAUGUUAGUCAGUCCAGAUUCUUCUGGAUCCUGUUAUCCUACUCGCAUGUGCUUGUGUACGCCAAUAGCUGCAUCAACCCAAUCCUUUACUGCAUAUUCAGUGAGCAGUUCCGGCGCGGCUUUAUCAAGCUCUGUCGCUGUGGAUACCGCUCCGUUCAGACCUUCAGACGAUGGAGUGUUACAAGGAAUUCCAGAGUCGACGAGAACAACCACAAAGGUCUCACACCAUCACACUCGCUAGAGCCCAGGCCGGUCUGAGUGGAGUCCACCUCACGUCAUGUGACCAUAUGUUGGUGUCAAGGCGAAAGAUGCGAGCAGUCGGUAGUCCGGUCAGCGAGCUUACCCAAGACACCAUUUUAUCGCAGCAUCCUGUGGCGUCGUUUUGGAUUUAAGAAUCCGUGCUUCAUUCAAGAUGGCGCCCAAAUAUCAUAGGAAACUGUAACCACAAGAAGAGACGAAAAAAAAUAAUAUGAGACAAAACCCGUCCCUCGAAUCUUUAUGAACAAAUUAUUUAACAGGAUUUCUACGACCUUAAAGGCUCACACAAUUCCCUCCAAGUAUUUAUUUUACUGUUGAGUGUAUUUCAAUGGUAUUUGCCUUUCUUUUUGGAUACGCAGUGUAAGUUCUUUGUGGCUUUCGAAUUUUCUGAAAUAAUCGAAAAGCUGCUCUUCUUAAUAAGAAGAAAAAUGCACUUCUUCCAAAGGUUAACUGCAUUUUUUUAAGAUAGUGUCUUCUUAGUUUUGGGCAAGUAACAGUGCAGGUAGAUUACGAAUGAAUUGAUUGGACCUCUAUUUGCGUUUGAGUAGUAGUAAAAAACACAUUGAUAAUAUUAUUAAAUAUGCCCCGAAA
This is a messenger RNA of Nematostella vectensis (starlet sea anemone), 2444 nucleotides long. RefSeq names its product RYamide receptor. Bases 738 to 1853 code for a protein of 371 amino acids. The transcript is spliced from 9 exons. The record is from RefSeq and is a predicted model, not a curated record. Gene Ontology annotation, molecular function: neuropeptide Y receptor activity; peptide binding. Gene Ontology annotation, biological process: G protein-coupled receptor signaling pathway. Lineage: Eukaryota; Metazoa; Cnidaria; Anthozoa; Actiniaria; Edwardsiidae. Gene Ontology annotation, cellular component: membrane.